Parathielavia appendiculata is the source of this 2564-nucleotide messenger RNA. RefSeq lists its product as uncharacterized. The record is from RefSeq and is a predicted model, not a curated record. Bases 1 to 2187 code for a protein of 728 amino acids. NCBI's taxonomy places the organism in Eukaryota, Fungi, Ascomycota, Sordariomycetes, Sordariales, Chaetomiaceae. The transcript has 6 exons.
AUGGGAGCCGCGACCCUGCAGCCCCCUAAAUCGGGACGCUCUCGCUUCUCGAAAGCCCUCCCGGCUCCUCCCUCCUUGCCAACCUUUGACUUUGAGCCGCAUCUCGAUCUCACACCACUUGCCCCGGAAAAGGCGCCGUCUCGUAUGCAGCCCGAUGCUCCGCUGCCGCCGAUUCCACCGCCUAAAGGAGCUGCGGCGGACCGAGACAUAGAGAGCGCCAUGGCCCCGAUACCGAAGUCGCUGGACUCUCCGCUGCCUCCAGGGCCGCCGCCCAUGAGCAUCCCGCGACGGCCCGUUGCAUCUCCUGUGAUCCCAGGACCGGGCCUGGCCCCGGCCACCGCCUCGGUAUUGGCGUCCCCAGAACCGUUGCCGUCGCCUGUUGGUUCCUUCUCGAGUCUCCUGUCGGCCUACACCGCCGAGUCGCCGCGGUGGUCAUCAGGGAACCUGGCCAAAGGCGUUGUUAACUCAGGGGGUGCCUAUUCUGUCGUGUCACCAAACCUGGACGCUCAAAAGAGCAGCGCACAAUUCGGGGUACGAGCGCAUGACCUGCCACCGGUAUCGUCUGAACAACAUGGGCAGAAUCACCAAACUGGUGGUCAGGUGCCCAAAACACGCCACGAAGACGCCUCACGACCUCAAACGCCCCCUAACCUGCAGACACAAACUGCACAACCGCCCACUUCGACACGGCAACUCUGGAGACGACGAUCCCGGUCGCUCACAGGCGACAGAAUCCUGGCUGUUCCAGAUCUGAAAUUGACAUCCAGCCACGGUUCCACUGCUGCGUCAGCCCAGGACACAUCGCAGAGCAGCCCGAACAUCUCGAUGUCGCAUUCAUUCCCAGCGCCGGCCCCGACCAAUCCCCGAGACCCUGAGCCGGCAGCCAAACCACGAGCCCCAACACGAACUGCCAACGUUGGGCUUCCCGGGCGAAAUAUCCGCCCUGUGGUACCUGGCGAGCAGGUCGCUGCGCUGGACGAGAAGUUGGCGAAUGCGAAGAAGAGGCGAGGGAACGCAGAGGAGCCGAAAACGACGAACCAGGCAGCGCAGGUACCGCCCGCAGCCUCUGCUCUCAUUUCCACCCAUCGACUUCCAACGCCCGAGUAUGGAACCAACGAUGUCAGGAGCCCGGUGCCGGAAGCUAUUCUACCCGAUGAGCCGCAGCCGAUAACUCGCAGACCUGUUGGAGGCUCGCUGGCUCAAAUACGACCUGCGAGGAGUAGUCCGACUCUGGCGCCGGGCCCGAUCAACACCGGUCUGAGCGUACAGACGCCGGCCGGGCUCCCGUCAUCCCCAAGACCCGACGUAAGCCAACGCCCAAGCGAGACGGUGUUCCCGGCGCCUGAGCCGAAUCAAAGGGCAAACCAGCCGCAAUACCGCGCAUAUUCCCCGACACCUGACCGAGAUCGAACCCCAAUUCAGAAACAGUACAUACCGUACUCUCCACCGCCGGACCGGAACGCAGGGCCCAAUUUGACCCAACCUCCAGCUCAACUCCCUUCCAGGGACGAAGAAAAUUACCAACAGCCCCUCCCUGCGGCUCCUCAUCAGGAACACUCAUCUCCCGCAGCCCCUCAGCCCAACCAGCAACAAAACCUCUGGCCCCAACCGCCGACCCGCGAACCGCGCCCGAGAACAGUCUCGGAAACAGGCUCCAUCGAAACCGUAAAACCACCACCACCACCAACCGCUGCCCUCCCCCGCCAACCUCCUCACCCCAACCCGUCCAUUAUCGAACACCUCUCGCUGCGCCAACCAGACCCUAACCAGCCGGACUUGACGACCAACCCGGGCGCUCUUCGCUUCCCCCGCGGGUGGUACAAGUCCACCACCAACCCCUCGGCGCAUCCGCAGCCGCAGCAGGAUCCCGACUCGAUCCCCGACGCGCGGCCCCUGACGAGCCGCCAGUAUUUGUGCCUGACGGCGCACCGGUACAUGACGGCCAACCGGCAGCGGACGAACCCCGUCGCGUGCCGGACGUGCGGGCACAAGGAUCGGUUCGCCGAGUGUUACAUAUGCAGCGCGUGCUAUCUGAAUGUGUGCGCGGGGUGUGUGGGCUUGUUAAGGAGAUUUAAGGGGGAUCUUGGGGCGGUGGUGAGGGAGGUGGAGGGGUUCAGGAAGAGGAAGCCUGAGGGUCUGGAGAUGCUGGGCGAGGAGGGGGGCGUUGUUGCUGAGCUGCAGGGGUGAGCUUUGAAGGGCGUCAAGGGCCUGAAGAGUCUCCACAAUACAGAUUCUGGAUUUUCCUUGAAUGUUUACUUGGUUGUUUCCUUUGGAACGGAUGCAUUUUCGAUUUUUUGAGUACGAUUUUUAGGUUUGGCUAUGGAGCAGUAGAUCUGCCUAUAUUUAGAGCGGCGGUAUUUGUUUAGACCCAGCGUCGAUGCUGCGGCAGAUGGAGAUACCAGGGAAGGGCGGAAUACCUAUACAGGAGUUCCUGGAAAAUAACGACUUUGCGAACUCAAGAAGCGGUACCGUAAUCUGGCUUGGGUCGGUCUGGCGAAGUUGGUAGAGUCAUAGACAUCGAGAAAUGCACCCCUGUUAGAAGCGGCACCAAUGGUAUAGGUACU